Messenger RNA from Dissoconium aciculare CBS 342.82, 2949 nucleotides. RefSeq lists its product as uncharacterized. The record is from RefSeq and is a predicted model, not a curated record. Gene Ontology annotation, cellular component: chromatin. NCBI's taxonomy places the organism in Eukaryota, Fungi, Ascomycota, Dothideomycetes, Mycosphaerellales, Dissoconiaceae. Gene Ontology annotation, biological process: DNA-templated transcription; regulation of transcription by RNA polymerase II. Bases 261 to 2639 code for a protein of 792 amino acids. Gene Ontology annotation, molecular function: zinc ion binding; RNA polymerase II cis-regulatory region sequence-specific DNA binding; DNA-binding transcription factor activity, RNA polymerase II-specific. The transcript is spliced from 2 exons.
AUUUCGUCGUUGUUCGCGCACGACGGUAUCCAUCGGCUUCACCUCACGAAGCCUGCUCAUCGUCGUUGCUCGCCCGCUUUCUGGGGAGCUUCGGAGCUUUCGCGGCGCACAUGUUCUCGCAGACCGUAAUGCAACAUCCUUCGCAACAACAAUUCAUCAAACAUUGACACAUCGGAUCUGCUGGCCGCACAACGAGGAGCCUCUUUUGAAAUUCAACAUCAUCGGCCACUUGUCGUUCACCCCAGCGGACCUUCGUCGCAAUGUCAGCCGUCGCUACCACUGUUCCGCCGGCCGCCGCCGCCGCUGCUCCAGAGUCACCUACAACGACCCGGAAAGCCUCAACGAGCGGGGAGACCAAAGAGAAAGAGAAGAGAUAUAAAUGUCAAUUUUGUAAUCGAGCCUUUUCACGCUCGGAGCAUCGAUCGCGUCACGAACGUUCACACACAAAGGAGCGACCGUUCAAAUGCCAAAAAUGCCGUAGCACGUUCGUCCGACGAGAUCUAUUACUCCGCCACGACCGCACCGUCCACGCCAAAGAUGGCGGAGUUCCACUGCAGAGCGAAGCGAAGCGACGGAACACGGGCAACCAGAGCAAAGCAACAGCAACAGCGGCAUCAACAACGACAACAGCACCCGAAACGCCUGCAGCAGUGCCAAAGCCUCAGCCUGAGAUCGAGGAGGCAACUCUUGAUCCUUUCGCCGAUGGCGCAAACCCCUUUGACGUGGAGCAAGCUGCUAUGUUGAUGACAAAUUUCCAGCAAAAGGCAGCCAUGUCAGGUCACGACACCAGCACAAUUCAAGCGGAUACACUGAUGUCGCCCGUCGGUCCGUCUUUGCUCGAGCCUCCCAUGCCCACCUACCCAGGUUCCAUGACCUUGCCGCAAAUGCACGGCUGGGAUCAGAUGCUCCCUCAAAGCAUUUCGCAACCUAAGCCAGCGUCGAUAUCCAGUGGAGAGCCACAACAUGACCUUCCUUUGCCAUAUGCUACGAGCAAUACCUCCAAUACAUUGCCUCCACUCAUGGAACGCGGUCAAAGCCAGCAAGAUGGCCUGCCGUCGUUUGGAACAUCGUCAGUCUUGGGCGGCCUUGGAACGCCGAGUGCACUGUCACCUUUUCCGUCCAUGCUCGGCCCGGUCUCACCAGUGGACUACCGCCGAUCACCUGGCCCGCCGCAGCAAUGCACCAUGGCCAGAGCGCCUCAAGUAGAGACGGAAGAUCAGAUCAAUCGCAUCAUGGACAACAUCCGUCGCUGUGAUAGUGAACUGGCUCUGAUGGAGACCUUCCGCUUGCCACAGACCUCGGUCAUCAACCGAUACCUGAACACCUACUUCAACUUUUUCCACCACCAUCUGCCCUUCCUGCAUCCGGCAUCGUUUGAUCCAGCUCAAGUGGCUGCGCCGCUGUUGCUGUCCGUGCUGUCGAUCGGUGCGCUGUACACUUUCGAACAAGAUUCUGCGUACAUGCUACACAUCGGUUCAAAGGUCUUAGUUACGCAAUUCUUGCAGAACAAGGACGACUUCAGUUCUCGAAAGUCUCCACUCUGGAUGAUGCAAUGCUCUCUUCUAAACAUGAGCUUCGCAAGCUGGAGUGGCGACCCGAAGGGAUUGGAGUGGGCAUGCUCCAUCAAGUCUACCUUGGGACAAUUAGUGUCGGGCAAUAAAUACGAGCUGAACGUUCGAAAAGAGGCACGAGAAGGCCGACAGCCGAGUCACGCCGAAUGGAUCGAGGACGAGAGCUGCAGACGUACCUACUAUGCCGUCUACAUCUUUUUUGGUCUCCUGACCUUGACCUACAAUCACACGCCGGCCAUCAAUUUCAACGAGAUCAGCGAGUUGGAUCUGCCAUCAUCGGAGACACUGUGGAAUAUGGAUCUCGUCGACAGUGAAACUUGGAACGAAGCUUUGUCGACCAACACAAUCAUGAGCUGUCGCGAUGCUCAUGAUGCAUUAUUCCAAGGUGAGGCAACACGGUAUAGUGCCUUUGCAACCCGUGUUGUAAUCAACGCUCUGUUCUUGGAGGUCUGGUACCACACUCGCAGUCCUGGCGCGCUUCAAGAUGUCGUCACCGAGUACAAAUUGCGCCUGGCUCUUGAGACUUGGGAGAAGUCUCUCGAGCUCUGUCAACCGGAGACAGUUGUUGUGCAGCUGAGCGCACCUCAAAAGGGACACCCGCUCAUCUUCAAUGCAAUGGCUAUGUACAGGAACACUCGAGCCCGACUGCUCGUGGACCUGAAGAAAGUCCAAGAAGCUCUUCGUUACCACGAUUCGUUCGAAGUUGCUGCGGCUAUGACCAACUCCCACGUGGAGAGGAGCAAGGAAAUGCUGAACGUCAUCCAAGCUUGCUUUGACUGCAUUGAAGUUGCGGCGCUGCAAGGUAUCCGAUGGGUCGCCCGAACCUCAGCCACCAAUUGGAGUAUUGAACACCCUCUAUGCGGAAUGGAUUUGAUUGUCAUCCUUAGUCUAUGGUUGUGGCGAAUUGAACACGACGAUGAGCCAGCCGACGAGGACGAGAAGAUCAUGUACCAAAAGCUCCGUGGUCUAUUCGACGAGGAUACCGUCGAAGGCUAUGGACAAAAGCUUAGCGCUACUGUGGCUAAGCUGUGGGGUAGCAUGAUUGAUGAGGUCGUGGUUUGGGGGUAAGUUCUGCGCUGUUUAUUUUGCACUCUCGUCGCAGCGAACUAACAUGCUUCACAGAAUCACCAAGCUCAUGGGAGAAUCCUUCAAGCUUCACUCACAAUCCCUCAAGGGUUACGAGGACGCCCUCUUGGCUGCACAAAACAACGGCACAGCCGUGCCCGUCAUAGCUCCGCACGCCACCGAGGUGGCGGCGUAUUGAGCUCCGUCUAUCACCUGACGACUUUUCACGAUUUUGCUUUGUUUUAGUCGUGCGUUUCCACUCGCGGCCUCUAAUAUGCCGAUGUAUCCCCGGUGCUACAUCGGGGCAGCUUCA